AAAUUUCGCCACGUUCACCUAAGGGUUAAUGUGUAAACAUGCAAUUGCCAAUUUGACAAAUCGAACAGUACUACCCUAAUCAAAAAAAAUUGUUAACAAAUUAUUGCUUGCCGGGCAGCAACGCCAAUAAACAACAAAUACUUGAGCAAUCAGAAAACCAACGCCAUUUUUCAACAAGUUAUGCUGAUAGUGAAAACCAAAAAGCAUUCGAAUUUUUAUUAAUCAUUUACAAGUUGGAAAUUUCGCAAAUCUGGAUGAAACUAGCGAAGUUAUGAUUGCCGCCUCUGAACCUUUGGAGUUCAUUCCUCGGGGUCGUCAGGCGGUUGAGGAACAUCCCGGGCCCACCGAUGCAAAACAACACAAUCACCUACCCACAGAACAUGUGCUGCUGCAACGCAUGCAAAAUGUGAAUAUAUCUGCUCAGGAUGAGUAUAAUGAAUUUUGGUGUGUGCGUGAAAUUUUCGAGGAUUUGAAUGACGAUCUAACCGGAGUGCGUGCCAAUCAUCAAAAUAAUGAACCAACAAAAGACAACGCAAGUAAAAAUCCCAAAAAUGAGAAAUGUGACAAGGACAAUAGUUGUAAUGAGACACAUUUGUUGCAACAACAACGUGCUGCUAAAGUGGAUGUCGAUUACAUGUGUGAAUAUUUGGUGAAUUCCGAGGAGGAAUUGUAUGUAAGAAAAAAUACAGCAGUGUGGACUAAAGGUCUAAUAGAUGAAAACGGUGUAAUGCCACAUUUAUGUUUCACAUGCGAGACUCCAAUUAAAUUUGCUUUCUUCUGCAAUAAAUCAUUUGUUUGCCGUGCACAUAACUCACGAAGCACAAACAAAAAUUCUAAUAAUAAAAAGCGCCAAGACUCAGAAGAGGAUGAAGACUUAAGCGUUAUUUGUCUGAUUGACAAAACUGCGCUACGCAUCUACUGCAGUAAUGGUGAGGAUUAUUUAUGUAAUCUUGAGUUUCCUGUUUCGCACGUAUGGUCCACUAACUAUGGCAUUCUAUUGGAAAAAAUACCUUCAAGUGCUAUCGUACAGAAUCAUGCCAUCUCCAUGCCGCGCCUAUUCUCACUCUCACAUUCACUGCAUGAAAUUUGCCCUGUAAUCUGCAAAACGGCAACAAAUGUUAUUAGUUAUGUUGUAGAGUCUGAUUACAAUAUCAUAUACACAUCGGAGCAUUCAGAUUUGGUGUUAUUAUAUGAUAAUAGAAUAGGAAAACAAUUUAUUUCACGUUUACGUAAGGCAACCGAAGAGGAGAUACAAUAUGUGGGCAUACAAAAUGAAACUGCAUUGGGCGGCACUGUUGGUGGCCUGCCACAUCAUUCAUUGAAUCGCUGUGCCGGUGGUGGGUUUGGUGCAACAGGCACACCAAAACACAGUACAGCAAAUAUGGGUCGCUCUAGCUUAGGUAAUCCUAAUACCAACUAUUCAGCACAUAUUGGAAAAUUUCUAACGAGUGCACACUCCUUGAGUGGUGCAUUGGGUAAUUUGAAUCGUACAGCCUCACCGUUGAAUAAUCUGCAAUCAACUAUCGGUCAGCAUUCGAUAUCAAUGCAAGAUAUACGAAAAGGAGGUCAAGCACAGCCCGCAAAACCCAUAGUGCCGGAACUGUGUUUAGAGCAUAUUUGGACUGAGAAUACGCAUGGAAACAAUCGCGAAUUCGGCGAGAUCGCAAAUCGCGCUUUUGAGCAUACCGAUUUAGUCGGUCAAACUUACUUUUGCUACCUGUUGCCAUUUUCUUGUAAACUGCAACUGGUGCGUCUACUCAAUUACGGCACAAAAGAGCUACAAGUGUCCAAUAAAAGUUUAUCCAUUCCAGCCAAAGAUGCGGUUCCUAUGGAGCGUCUGCGCAUGAUAGCCGUGUUAGAUCCAUCUGGCAGUUUAAUUUUGUAUACCGGCGCGGUUAUGGUCUCCAAAGUACAUGUCGCGGCAGCAAUGGGCAGUACAAGUGUUUGUGUAGUGACACCUACGCCCAACGCUACGACAAGUACUUUGGCGGGUAAGUCACCAAAUACAUCGUUUCCGAGGCGUAGCAGUCUUUUACCCACAAUACAAAAACCCACCGAUACAACCUUCGAUGAAGAGUUACAUUUAUUGUCACCUGUUCACCCACUACAACCACAAUUUCCAAAUCGUAAAACCAGCAAUUUUUGCACAAGUCUACGUGAUCCUGCCGGUAAUCGCCUCACUUUAGUUUAUCCCUAUGGCAAAAUGUAUCGCAUUGAGUUACCACAAUUCAACGAAACAAAAUUUAUUUCACGUUGUAUUGGCGCAAUGCGUCGCAUCUUGAAUCGAGAACAAUUUAUGCAGCUUAUUACACGUUGGUAUGGUGCACGCAAUCCACCGGGGUCGCGUGAUUAUAGCACUGAGCAGGAAUGGCAGAUUUUUCGUAGUGUUCUUACCGAUUUAAUGGGUUGCGCUGCUGCUACACAUGAAACCACAACCAAUGCUACAUAUUCAUUUAAUGCUGAUGAGCCAAAGAAGCGUCGUAAAAAUGAUGAAAUCACCGAAGGUACCGAUGCAGAUUGGGAAUUCAUGUUAGCUGUGCUAAAUGAAGAUGGUGAUUGUGCGAAAGAUGGCAUGGAAAUGGAAACCGAACAGGCUGCUGGUACUACUAUCGCAGAUAAUGUCGAUAUAAGCGCGUGCUUAUUCAAAAGCAUACCGGCAAUAUUUUUUUGCUUGCAUUUAUUGUAUGAAGACUUCAAGUUGGACGAGACAAUGCACGAAUGUCUGUUGCAUUUGGCGAAGUUUUUGCAUCAAUUCGCGCUCGAUAUGCAACUUAUGACGUAUGUAUUUCAUUAUACUUUGGAUUUUCCUCAAUUCGUUCACACCACAAAAAAAUUGUGUCAACUAACCGAGGAACAUGCUGGAUUAAUGACUCACAAAGAGUUGUUGCAAGCUCCUGCGCCGAGUGUUUACAAACAGUUGGAACUGAUUUUAAAAGGAAAUGAUAUCUUGCAGUAUAGUUUUGUCGAAGGUCUUAACGAUAUGAGUCGAAAUGUAUUGCAGGUGAUCUCACUUAUAAUGCAUGGUACACAGCGAAUCAAAGAUUGGAUUAAACCGCUAGAAUUCGCUGACUCAGUGCAGUCUUACUAUCCAAAGCGACCGAAGCGUUUCAUUUCAACGAAUGUGCCGCGUGUAGAGCAAGUUAUACAAAUGCUUUUAAAUAUGGAUAUUACACGCACCGAUAUCGCUCGUCUGCCAGUCGCCAUACAUCUCAUUAUCGCCGAGUGUUUGGAGCAAGCACGCAUUUCGCCGCCUCUUGGUUGUUCAGCUGCUACUUAUGAGUUGAUUUUGCGCACAGAAUUAGUUGCGCAUGCGCUCUUGCAAGACGAUACACCCUCUAAUAGUGUUAGUAGACCACAACAAAGCUCACAUGUUGAUGCUGAAGACUCGUUGUCAGCUCGUUGUCCACCCGCUACUAACGGCAUUUCACAUAUGGAAGCAGCACUCGAUGAUGGCAUGGAUAAUAUCGAUACGAAGUUGUUGAAUUUACGUUUUCCCGAUGAUAUGCGUAUUGCUGAAGUGCGUCGACUACUCACCUCGUCUGAACCUGUGCUUAUAGACAUUGUUCAAAAGGCCGGCAUGACUGAUCAUCGUUUCAUUGAGGAGCAGGAACGUCAGUUGUUUGCACUAUGUAAACGUACAAUGGCUUUACCGCUCGGACGUGGUAUGUUUACGCUACGCACAUCUAUACCAACACCCACUGAACUGAUGCCGAUACCGAAAUUGUGUUUGUCCGGCAAAGAGCCCGUUAAGGGUGCCACAAUUGAAAUGCAACAAAUUGAAUUACCAGCGAAUAUGAGUCUUUGGCCUUCAUUUCAUAAUGGUGUUGCAGCUGGUUUGAAAAUCUCCCCAAACGCACGUGAUGUGGAUUCCACAUGGAUUGUCUACAAUAAACCGAAAGCACAAGAAGAAGUAUCCACAGAGCAUGCCGGUUUCCUAAUGGGUCUCGGUCUGAAUGGUCAUCUCAAGACGCUUUCUUUUAUGAGUAUUUAUGAAUAUUUAGUAAAGUGUGAGGAAAUGACAAGUGUUGGACUGCUUUUGGGUAUUUCCGCUACACACCGUGGUACUAUGGAUACUACCACAACGAAGCUUUUGAGUGUGCAUAUUGAAGCGUUAUUACCGACAACAGCAUUGGAACUGGACAUACCACAGAAUAUUCAAGUGGCGUCGCUAAUGGGCAUUGGAUUUUUAUAUCAAGGUUCUGCGAAGCGUCACAUUGCCGAGGUAUUGCUGCAGGAAGUAGGCCGUCCCCCUGGUCCAGAGAUGGAGAAUAGUGUGGAACGUGAAUCGUACGCUCUGACCGCUGGUCUUGCUUUGGGUUUGGUAACUCUGGGCUUAGGCGAAUCACCAGCCGGUCUAUUAGAUCUACAAAUACCCGAUACACUACACUAUUACAUGGUCGGCGGGAAUAAACGGCAGCUAACCGGCUCGCAAAAGGAAAAGUACAAAUUGCCAUCAUUUCAAGUACGCGAAGGCGACAACGUCAAUAUCGACGUAACUGCGCCCGGUGCAACACUGGCACUUGGAUUGAUGUUCUUCAAUACGGGUAAUCGUGCAGUGGCCGGAUGGAUGGAUCCACCGAAUACACAUUAUCUACUCGAUUUGGUCCGUCCUGAUUUGCUUAUGCUACGCACAAUUGCGCGUGGUCUAAUUCUGUGGUCGGAAAUAAGAUCCGACCCCGAUUGGUUGUUUGGCCAAUUUCCGUCCAACUUCAAAAUAGAUCUUGAGCGUCCAUAUUACUGGAGUGAUAAGUAUGAAACGGGUGUGGAUUAUGAGUCUGAAGCUCAAGCCUGGUGCAAUGUCAUUGCUGGCGCAGCCUUCUGCAUGGGUCUGAAAUAUGCUGGUAGCGAAAAUCAGGAAGCCUUCAAAACACUACACAAAGCGCUCAAAACCUUUAUCGGCUUUCAAGGCAAACAUGUUUUCGAGUUUGCUGGAUAUACAACGGUGGAAUGUUGCCUCAUGGUCAUUUUAAUUGCUAUAUCCAUGGUGUUCGCCGGCUCGGGCGAUUUAGAAAUAUUGCGCAUCAUUCGCUACCUACGUUCACGCAUCAGUUUUCGUGAUCGUUGUCGUGUCAAUUAUAAUCCGAAUGUCACGUUCGGUUCUCAAAUGGCUAUACAUAUGUCAUUGGGUUUGUUAUUUUUGGGUGCUGGCCGUUACACCAUAGCUAAUACGCCAGAAGCGGUGGCUGCACUAAUAUGUGCUUUCUUCCCGAAGUUCCCCAACCAUAGUAAUGAUAACAGAUACCACUUACAAGCCUUUCGCCAUCUGUAUGUGUUGGCCGUAGAGCCGCGUCUCUUCUUACCAAGAGAUAUAGACACGAAAAAGUUGUGUCUCUGCCAAAUAUCUGUGCUGGAGUUGGGCAGUAAGGAAUUGCGGCGCCUACCCAUGGCACCGUGUAUGCUGCCACCAUUACACACCCUGCAGAAAGUAAUUGUAGACGAUGACAAUUAUUGGCCGGUUUGCUUUGAGAAGGAACGAAAUUGGGCGCAGUUGCUUAAAGCUUUAGAGAAUUCCGCCUGCAUAGACAUUAAAAAACGUUCCGGUUGCCUUUCACAUCUGGAGGAUCCCGAUCGCUUAAAGAGCCUUUUCGCGCAAACGCUCACCACCCAACAGUAUGCUUGUUGGCAUGUAAAUGCAACGGCGCUAGAGCGUUUCUCCAAUGAUCCUUUCGUUACAAGUUUCACCGAUCGCUUUCUGCAUAUUGACGCCGAGAUUAUCACACAGGAUGAGCUGUUGAAGGUGCAGCAGCUCACAAUGCUCUUCUACAAUGCUGUUAUUAAGGAUAAAAUGCAUGUUUUGCCUAUCUAUUUAACUACAUUCAAUCUCAUUCAACGCGUACAACACAAACCAGAUGCCAAAGAUAUUUGGCAAAUGAAGCUCAUGGACUUGUAUAUGGAGAAGUAUGCCGAACCCCAUGUGCUCAUAACUAGUGAAUUGAUUUGCGCUCUCGUUGAAAAAUUCAAAGUGUUCAUUGAAAAUACUCGUCGCGCACUGGCGUCAACACUGCGUAGCUUCAUCAGCACUCCAGCGCUGGAGUCAAGUAUUACUGCCGAUUUGUCCAGGGAGGAGUUGGCACGCUUACUCGCUGUUGUGAAUUUUUAUAAUUUAUCACCGAAUGUAUUGAGUUUGGUUGAUCUUAGCGGUACAGUUAACUAUAUAAGAUAUUUAUAUGAGUUUAAAAAGCUCAAUUUGGAUGUUCAUACUAUAAAUUGUUUGAUUAAAAUAUUAAUGCAAACGAGCAGUAGUAAUGAGGCUGCUUGAGCAUCUGCAGCUGGUAGUAGCAGAAAAGUGCAACAAAUGCUUAUGUAAAAUGAUAAAGGGAAAAAUUAAGUUUGUUAUCAGUUAGAAAUUGAUAAUUUUUUGUACUAAAAUAA
Molecule: messenger RNA, 6372 nt
Organism: Ceratitis capitata (Mediterranean fruit fly)
Lineage: Eukaryota; Metazoa; Arthropoda; Insecta; Diptera; Tephritidae
Gene: shtd
Product: anaphase-promoting complex subunit 1
Exons: 18
Coding region: 272-6259 (1995 amino acids)
Biological process (GO): metaphase/anaphase transition of mitotic cell cycle; protein K11-linked ubiquitination; anaphase-promoting complex-dependent catabolic process
Cellular component (GO): anaphase-promoting complex
Molecular function (GO): molecular adaptor activity
Source: RefSeq, a predicted model, not a curated record